AUGGCUGAUGUAACUGAGCCUGACUUUGCCACGCUGCGUGCCAUUGUUAGACGCAAAGUUGAUGACCAUAAAAGGCUCAAACCUCUUUUCAAGUACUUACGAGGGGCUCAUGAUAAAGAGAGUAUUUAUAUUUCGCAAGAAAAAAUGCAGCAAUUCAACAUACGCCUGUCGAACAUGGAUCUAGAGCAUGGUGGCCGUUUCUUUAAACCUGUCCCGUUAUCCGAAUCCAAAUCCUGGGUCUACGAUGAGAAGAGGCGUGUAAAGGAGAUUGAAUGGGAUUGUGAAAAUUGGCGGAUGCGAGAUGCCGAAGCCAUUUACCAUAUGUUUCGGGGCCUAAUUCAUUCUGAGAUACCAGAACAUGCUCAAACCGAGGAACAGGGCCUGUUUUUGGAUUACACGCCGUGGCGUAAGGUUAUAGUUCCUCAUACGCAUAUGGGAGGUAACUUUUCCAACUAUUUCCCUGACGAACUCACGGACUGGAUAGCCCAAUCAGAACUUGAUCUUUAUGAAAGUCGCCCUACGGCUAGUCAUGUCAUCUCAUUUUCCACACGUGGCCUUCGUCCUAAUAAAGAUACGGAAUCAAAGCUUGCUCGCAGCGAGAUAUUGGUGCUUAUGAUUUCCUGUUUCAACCGCCAGGUCCGUAUAAAUGAGGUAUACCUUGAAAACGGGACGCUGCACUUCAAUUGCACCCCUUUCAUCAACUUGGAAACGUUCGACAAAUAUAAAUACGAACUAAUAGUCCGCUGGUCGGUGUGCCAACCUAUUGGUGAAACAACUGCGUAUCCAAAUUUACAGAAAAUGCCCGAUGGUUUUGAGAAAUUCAUAGCUUUAGAAGAUGGCAAGCGGAAAAAUAAGAAAAAGAGCCCAAAGCCAACACCGGAACCAACGGUAAAGAGACUCGAAGAACUUAAGAGCAGAUAG
Nannizzia gypsea CBS 118893 is the source of this 921-nucleotide messenger RNA. RefSeq lists its product as hypothetical. Bases 1 to 921 code for a protein of 306 amino acids. Lineage: Eukaryota; Fungi; Ascomycota; Eurotiomycetes; Onygenales; Arthrodermataceae. The record is from RefSeq and is a predicted model, not a curated record. The transcript is spliced from 3 exons.